GAGGGACAGACAGACAGAGAGACAGACAGACAGACAGAGCUAGAUCGUCAGACGGACAGACAGAGGGACAGACAGACAGAGGGACAGACAGACAGAGGGACAGACAGUGGACAUGGAUGCUCUAGCCCUUGAGGCCACGUUGCCCAGAAAGUCCCAGAAUGGGGCUCUGGCUACUGGCCCCCCCAUCCCCAUGCCUGCUAAGCGCAAGCCGGCCAAGAAAGCUAAGAAAGCUGUUGUCUUUUUCGAGGUGGAGAUCCUGGACGGCAAGACCAAGGACAAGCUCUGCUUCCUGGACAAGGUGGAGCCCAAUGCUACCAUCGGAGAGAUCAAGUCUAUGUUCCACAAGAGCCAUCCCCAGUUUUACCCAGCCAGGCAGUCGAUCCGCCUCGAUGCAAAGGGGAAGUCACUGAAGGAUGAGGACGUCCUACAGCACCUGCCCGUGGGUACCACGGCAACCUUCUACUUCAGAGACCUGGGGGCCCAAAUUAGCUGGGUUACGGUCUUCCUGACUGAGUACGCUGGGCCGCUGAUCAUCUACCUGCUCUUCUACUUCCGGGUUCCCUUCAUCUACGCCCCCAAAUAUGACUUCACCACCAGCAAGCACUGGGUCGUGCAUUUGGCCUGCAUGUGUCACUCGUUCCACUAUGUGAAGAGACUACUGGAAACGCUGUUUGUGCACCGCUUCUCCCACGGCACCAUGCCCCUGCGCAACAUCUUCAAGAACUGCACGUACUACUGGGGCUUUGCAGCUUGGAUGGCCUACUACAUCAACCACCCUCUGUACACGCCGCCGAUUUAUGGGGAGCAACAAGUUAAACUGGCACUCAUCAUGUUCCUGUUCUGUCAGAUUGGAAACUUCUCCAUCCACAUUGCACUACGGAACCUCAGACCACCAGGUUCGAAGACCAGGAAGAUCCCCUACCCUACUAAGAACCCCUUCACCUGGAUCUUCCUGCUGGUGUCCUGCCCCAACUACACCUACGAGCUGGGGUCCUGGCUGGGCUUCACGCUGAUGACCCAGUGUCUGCCCGUGGCCUUCUUCACCAUAGUGGGCUUCAUCCAGAUGACCGUCUGGGCCAAGGGCAAGCACCGCAGCUACCUGAAGGAGUUCCCACACUACCCCUCCCUCCGCUCCCCCAUCCUGCCCUUCGUCCUCUAGAGACGCGCGCACACACACACACACACACACACACACACACACACACACACACACACACACACACACACACACACACACACACACACACACACACACACACACAGUCCCUUUCCUCAGUGGACUGUACCAGUUCACCCCCCACUACUUCUCGCAGUACUGGACUGUACCACUUUUAGAUAACAUGCCAUUCAACUGGACUGUACCAUUUUUAGAUAACAUGCCAUUCAAUUGGACUGUACCAUUCUGCAAGUGAUUACAUACUACCUCUACUGGUCGCUGCCAGUAUAACUUCAGAACAUCAUUCAGCUGGACUGUGCCAGCAUACAGCAACUUAGAUCAUUCAUCAACUGGACUGAAAAAAACAUCACACUGUUAUAAUAGUGAGUUAUCAUGCUCUAUAACUGGAUCAUAGAAAUAGUAAAAAAAAUAAAAAUAAUCGUAUAAAAUAUCGUCCACCAUCACCAAACAUACAAAUUUAAUUGGUCCACCCAAACCUGUAGUACAGUAUUUGUAGGAGGUUAGGACUUAAUUAUAAAAGUCAUAUCACAAAUACAUAACACGUUACGACUUUAUUUUAAACCCUUCUUCAGUCCACCAUUAUUCAUUUUACCCAUCAUCCCUAGAACUGGACCAAUCCACCCAAUGCCCCUUGAACUGGACAUCAGUCAUCUCCAUUGCCCUGCCCCAACAUCCCUCACUUUGUCUGACUAUUAAACCAGCCAAACAAUCUUUAGUUUGCUCUAUGACAGAUUUACAUUACUAUAAACUAGUUUACAUUAAAAGUAUUUAACAUCCUAAACAGACACCUUUGACAACUGAACAAACAUGCUCCCUUUCCCCAAAACUGCUAGUCUCCUACCCCCCCCCCCCCCCCCCCCCUCCCUCCCUCCCUCCCAUUCCAAACUGAACACUGAACCUUACCACACAGGACUCAUGCAGUUGUCUGAUGCAAUUGUGAUCAUGUGAUUUGACCUGUGUCUGCUUCUUGCUUUGAAUAAUCCUGUUUUCUUGUAGGUCUUUGUUUUUGCUAAUAGCUCCAUGUGGUCCAGGUUGUCCCAAAAAGCUCUCGCUAAAACCAGGAUGUUUGAAUUGAAGUCAAAAUGGAAUCAUAUCUUCAACCUGGCAAAUGUUAAGCGGCAAAAAAAAAAUGUUGGUAGCUUUGACUGAUGCUAGUGCUUAUUUGAAUUCUCAAAUGUAUGUCCAUGCUACGUUCCUCAGGAGUUCAGUUAUUGUCCAGUAUUGACUGACUACAAAUAUUUGGAGUGCACUGGAUUUGUUUUUUGUUUUUUCAGAGAUGUUUUUCAAAGACGUUAGUACAAACUUGAUUUAGAUGUACGGCUUUAAGCAUCAUGAGCUAGCAUUGGUAGGGACUUUAGUGUUGCCUUGUUCAAAGCAUGUUUUUUUUUUUUUUAAAACAGUUGACGUAAAUUUAACAAAUCUUGGAAAAUAAAUCUUCAUUUCAGUUACCCUUACAUAAACAUCGUAACACAAUGUGACUUAUUUUCUCGAUUUGUGCAAAAACUAAUUUAUAAAAAAAAAAAAUCAACAAAAACAAAUGUUUGUGUCAUUCUGUACGAUUUAAUGUUUCACAGUUACUACUGUGCUGUACAUUCUGACUUACUAUUAGCUUUAAAGUUGUAGAGAAUUUGCCCAUC
Molecule: messenger RNA, 2814 nt
Organism: Alosa sapidissima (American shad)
Lineage: Eukaryota; Metazoa; Chordata; Actinopteri; Clupeiformes; Clupeidae
Gene: tecrb
Product: trans-2,3-enoyl-CoA reductase b
Exons: 12
Coding region: 113-1159 (348 amino acids)
Biological process (GO): very long-chain fatty acid biosynthetic process
Molecular function (GO): oxidoreductase activity, acting on the CH-CH group of donors
Source: RefSeq, a predicted model, not a curated record